Drosophila miranda is the source of this 721-nucleotide messenger RNA. RefSeq lists its product as uncharacterized. Lineage: Eukaryota; Metazoa; Arthropoda; Insecta; Diptera; Drosophilidae. The record is from RefSeq and is a predicted model, not a curated record. The transcript has 2 exons. Bases 1 to 435 code for a protein of 144 amino acids.
AUGUUACCUGCACUUUUUAGCGAUAAUCGACAAACGACAGUUCGCCAAGUAAAACUCAAAAAACCCUUUGUAGAGGAUGUGAUAGCGCCAGUUACAAAGGACAUCCAGCCCCUGGAGGAGUCGCAGUCGAUAGGAGGAGAACAACCAACUGAACCGGAAACGGGACCUGAUAAGGAUGGCGGCGAAUCCCUGACAUCGGCCAUGGCCAUCGAGGGCUUUGUGCAGGGCGCACCCGAGGAUUAUACAGUUCAGUCUCAAACUGCAAUUGAUGAAGAGGCACGCAUGAAGCAGAUCAUCGAAUCGGGGGACCUUGAGCAGCUGGCCGAGAUCGUGCUGAAUGGCGAGGGCGCUAGUCUGUUGAAUCCCAAGUCCAAGGAGGCGGAAAUACAAGCCUUUCUCAACAACGUGCCCAGCUACAUGGUAAGCGGAAAGUAGUGGGGGGAUGGUCGGAAGGAGUAGCCACUAAUUAAGGCACGGUUCAUAUGCUACUCUGACAGGAGAAAAUCCAUCGCGGAUUUGCCGGAAUCGCCGGAAGUUUGCCAUUGCAAAGGACGACAUAUCCCCCAAUGGCUCCACGGCCCUGCACGUGGCCUUGCUCUUUGGACAUACGGGUGGGUGUUGGGUAUACUCUCCUUCCGCUUAAAUUCCCUAUUUCGAUUGGCUUUUUCGCUUGACUUUUUAUACCCGAUACUCAAAAUGAGUAUUGGGGUAUAUUAGAUUU